UCAAACGAGCAUCAGCGCUCAUUCAAGUCUCGGUGUCGUCGAUCGCAGUCAUGAGGUGCCCUACUCUGUCACGGCUGCCAUCCCGUGCUGUUUCUGGCCUGACCAGGACUCCUGUUCGUCUUCAGUCUCAGCACUUCCUGUCUCGGAGAUGCGCAUCCACCGCCGUCCUCCGUUCAGCCACUGUUGCUCCGGCUUAUCAGUCCGUCCUCAGCAAUCAGAACCAGCAAAGGAGAAACGCCUCCGCUGCUGCUGCUGCUGCUGUCCUUGAGGCCGCUGCUGCCGCCCCGGAUGCUCUGUCGCAGGAAGCCAUUAUUGACAACCUCGAUCCCGUCGAAGCGGCACGCCUGUCCAAAGUCCGCAACAUUGGUAUUGCUGCACACAUCGACAGCGGUAAGACGACAUGUACCGAGCGAGUUCUCUUCUACACUGGUCGUAUCAAGGCCAUUCACGAAGUCCGUGGUCGUGACAAUGUCGGAGCGAAGAUGGACUCCAUGGAUCUCGAGCGUGAGAAGGGUAUUACCAUUCAGUCUGCUGCUACGUACUGUGACUGGGUGAAGAAGGAUAAGGAUGGACAGGACCAGAAGUACCAUCUCAACUUGAUCGACACGCCAGGACACAUUGACUUCACCAUUGAAGUCGAAAGAGCGCUGCGUGUUCUCGAUGGUGCCGUCAUGAUCCUGUGCGCUGUCUCCGGUGUUCAGUCCCAGACCAUUACCGUCGAUCGUCAAAUGAGACGUUACAACGUUCCCCGAAUCUCGUUCGUCAACAAGAUGGACCGCAUGGGUGCCAAUCCGUUCAAGGCUGUUGAUCAGAUCAACACCAAGCUCAAGAUCCCUGCUGCUGCCGUCCAGGUACCAAUUGGUGCCGAAGAUGAGUUUGAGGGUGUGGUCGAUUUGCUUACAAUGAAGUCUAUCUACAACGUCGGCCCCAACGGUGAGGAUAUCAUGAUCAAGGAUGAGGUUCCAGACAAGGUCAAGGACGUUGUGGAAGAGCGGAAGCGCAUGCUUGUCGAGACUCUCGCCGACGUUGACGACGAGAUUGCGGAACUCUUCCUUAGCGAGAUCGAGCCUACAGAGGAUCAACUUAGACAGGCUAUCCGCCGUGCUACUAUUGGUCUCAAGUUCACCCCUGUCUUCAUGGGUUCCGCCCUCGCCAACAAGUCCGUGCAGCCCAUGCUUGAUGGUGUCAUUGACUAUCUUCCCAAUCCUUCCGAGGUUCAGAACCUUGCCCUCGACAAAAAACGUAACGAAGCUCAAGUGAAGCUUGUUCCUUACAAUGCACUGCCAUUCGUCGGUCUUGCUUUCAAGCUGGAAGAGAGCAACUUCGGACAGUUGACCUACAUCCGCGUUUACCAAGGUACCCUUCGCAAGAGUGCUAACGUCUUCAACGCACGGACGGACAAGAAGGUCAAGAUCCCUCGCAUCGUGCGUAUGCACUCCAACGAGAUGGAGGAUGUCACUGAGGUGGGAGCGGGUGAAAUCUGCGCUGUGUUCGGUGUCGAUUGUGCUUCGGGUGACACCUUCACUGAUGGCCAACUGGGUUACACUAUGUCGUCUAUGUUCGUUCCUGAGCCCGUCAUCUCGCUUUCCAUCAAGCCCAAGAACGCCAAGGAUGGCGCCAACUUCUCCAAGGCCAUGGCUCGUUUCCAGAGAGAGGAUCCUACUUUCCGCGUGCACUUCGAUAACGAGAGUGAACAGACUAUCAUCUCUGGUAUGGGCGAACUGCACUUGGAUAUCUACAUUGAGCGGAUGCGCCGUGAGUACCGGGUGGACUGUGAGACCGGUCCUCCUCAAGUCGCCUACCGUGAAACCAUCGGUAGCCGUGUUGAGUUCGACCAUUUGCUCAAGAAGCAGACCGGAGGUCCUGGUGACUUCGCCCGUGUCGUGGGUUACAUGGAGCCAACUGGCAGUCUGACGGAGAACGUUUUCGAAGAACAGGUUGUUGGAGGAAGUAUCUCCGAGAAAUUCAUCUUCGCCUGUGAGAAGGGUUUCAAUUUGGCCUGUGAUAAGGGUCCUCUCAUUGGACACAAGGUCCUUGGUACCAGGAUGGUCAUCAAUGAUGGUGCUACUCACAUGACGGAUUCUUCUGAAAUGUCCUUCAAGAAUGCCACCCAGCAGGCCUUCCGCAAGGCUUUCCAGGAGAGUGGUCCCGCUAUUCUUGAGCCUAUGAUGAAGACUGUUGUCACGGCUCCUUCCGAGUUCCAGGGUGAUGUCAUUGCUCUCCUGAACAAGCGUAGCGCUACCAUCAACGACUCCGAAGUUGGUGUCGAUGAGUUCACCGUUCACGCUGACUGCAGUUUGAACGGUAUGUUUGGCUUCAGUAGCAACCUUCGUGCCGCCACUCAGGGUAAGGGUGAAUACACCAUGGAAUUCAGUCACUACGAGAAGGCGCCGGGCCAUCUACAGAAGGAACUCAUUGCCAAAUACUUGAAGGCUCAGGCCGACAGACACAAGAAAUAAGCCGAUCGAAUCACCUUCCGACCGCGUUGACUCGAGUGCAGGGAGAUAUUCCUUCUGCAUUCCGUGAGGUCUCGAAUCCGUUGGCUUGAUCUUUGCCCUCACAUAAUCACCGCGAAGUCUCCGAACGCCAUUUGACUACACUCCGGGUCUUCUUCCUCCUGCUCCAUCCCCUUCCUCGCCAAUUGUCCCGGCGUGUGUGUCUGCAUACGAAAAUGAUGUUUUUUUGUUCAUUGUAGCUCUGUUCAAAAUACUUCGGGCUCAUGUAUUAUUUACCAAGCAAUAUCGAUAACCCUUCUGCGCGUUUAGAGAAAGACGCUUUUUUACCUGAUAUAUUGGCAUACAAAGCACAGUUGGGAAGCGUGGAUGGGUUCAUACAGGUUGUACAUAAAUAUUAUUCUGAUAGUUGGGUUAUAAUCAUCUCCUCUC
Aspergillus homomorphus CBS 101889 is the source of this 2885-nucleotide messenger RNA. Its product is annotated as elongation factor G. Gene Ontology annotation, biological process: mitochondrial translational elongation. Lineage: Eukaryota; Fungi; Ascomycota; Eurotiomycetes; Eurotiales; Aspergillaceae. Bases 51 to 2459 code for a protein of 802 amino acids. Gene Ontology annotation, cellular component: mitochondrion. Gene Ontology annotation, molecular function: GTPase activity; translation elongation factor activity; GTP binding. The record is from RefSeq and is a predicted model, not a curated record. The transcript has 4 exons.